CUUGCUUCUCACACCAACCACAAAUCUCAGCCCUCCACUUCCUCUCUUCCUCUUCUCGAUCAAAAGGAGAGGAUGGGCGGCUGGGCCAUCGCAGUCCACGGCGGGGCCGGUGUUGACUCAAGAUUGCCUGAAGAACGACAGGCGGCGGCGAAACGACUUUUGGCCGGUUGCCUUGAGAUUGGCGCCGACGCGCUGAGAUCAGGUGCUAUGGCUAUCGACGUGGUUGAGAUGUUGGUGAGAGAAUUAGAGACCGACCCGUUCUUCAAUUCGGGCCGUGGGUCGGCUCUAACGGCCCGCGGGACGGUGGAAAUGGAGGCCAGUAUAAUGAACGGACCAGAUCGACGAUGCGGUGCCGUGUCGGGCAUCACCACCGUUAAAAAUCCCGUUUCACUUGCUCGCAGAGUCAUGGAAUUCUCCCCGCACUCGUACCUCGCCUUUCAAGGCGCCGAGGAUUUUGCCAUAGAACAGGCAAGUUACGAAAAUCCUUUCAUUUUGGACCGUUUAUUUAAUGGUGGGUUGCCAAUAUGGACGGUGGGUGAUGGUUUUGCGAAAAAUGGACAUGUCGGAUUCCGGGAUUGUAAAUUUUAUUUGAAACAGUUCGAUUAUAGAGUGGCUACUGACACAUGCAGUGGGAGUGUGGGGCCAGCAAUGUCAUUUGACACAGGAAUCCAAAUGAAUGGCCUUCCCAUCAGUGUCUAUGCGCCAGAGACCGUUGGAUGUGUUGUCGUUGAUAGCACUGGUGGCUGCGCCGCUGCCACGUCAACAGGCGGGCUAAUGAACAAAAAAUGUGGCCGCAUAGGAGACUCACCUUUAAUUGGUGCGGGAACAUAUGCUUGCGAUCUAUGUGCCGUCUCUUGUACAGGUGAGGGCGAGGCAAUAAUUCGUGCGACACUCGCACGUGAUGUGGCGGCAAUUAUGGAAUAUAAAGGGUUGGCCUUACAGGAGGCGGUUAAUUAUGCCAUUAAGGAGAGAUUAGAUGGAGGAAAAGCUGGGGUUAUUGCUGUUAGUAAAGAUGGGGAAGUUGCUUAUGGGUUUAAUUCAAAUGGAAUGUUUAGGGGAUGUGCUACUGAGGAUGGAUUUAUGGAAGUGGGGAUAUGGGAGUGAUUAAUAAAUUUGUUUAUUAAUGUGUUUGCUAAUUACUUUCAUGGAGGUGGGAAUUUUAGGAGUGAGUGAUUAAUGAGUGUUGAUUAAUUACUCUUAAUGUGUUAAUCCACCUUGUAAGCUUUGUUUCAUUUAGUAAUGGUUGUGAGGUAAUUAUAAAAUGUUAUGUUUUUUUUUUU
Dendrobium catenatum is the source of this 1280-nucleotide messenger RNA. RefSeq names its product probable isoaspartyl peptidase/L-asparaginase 2. The transcript is spliced from 2 exons. Lineage: Eukaryota; Viridiplantae; Streptophyta; Magnoliopsida; Asparagales; Orchidaceae. The record is from RefSeq and is a predicted model, not a curated record. Gene Ontology annotation, molecular function: hydrolase activity. The coding region runs from base 73 to 1104 and encodes 343 amino acids.